AUGAGGAAAGCAUGGCUUCUCCUCCUACUGUUAUUGAGCCUUUCUUGUGCUCAAUACAGUGGAGUUAUUAUGAAAAGCUGUUCUGGUUGACGCUUGAACAGGCUGCCACUUGUAAAAAAAUUCAUUAGAGAAGACUCCGAAUUCUAUAACUUGGAAAUUAUAUAUGAGGGCGGAGAUCCCAGACUUAUCUUUAUAGACGAAACCGGCAAAGAAGCUGAGACCGUAAACGUCUCCGACUUGGAUCAAAAAGGUAUCAAAAAGGUGCUGGAAGACCAUGGGUUUUACCCAACUCACUAA
Messenger RNA from Blepharisma stoltei, 297 nucleotides. Lineage: Eukaryota; Ciliophora; Heterotrichea; Heterotrichida; Blepharismidae. The record is from the annotation of a GenBank genome assembly.